Erinaceus europaeus (western European hedgehog) is the source of this 2878-nucleotide messenger RNA. It is a transcript of the gene P2RY6, whose product is annotated as pyrimidinergic receptor P2Y6. The coding region runs from base 636 to 1622 and encodes 328 amino acids. Gene Ontology annotation, cellular component: plasma membrane. The record is from RefSeq and is a predicted model, not a curated record. Gene Ontology annotation, molecular function: G protein-coupled UTP receptor activity; G protein-coupled ADP receptor activity; G protein-coupled UDP receptor activity. Lineage: Eukaryota; Metazoa; Chordata; Mammalia; Eulipotyphla; Erinaceidae. Gene Ontology annotation, biological process: cellular response to pyrimidine ribonucleotide; G protein-coupled receptor signaling pathway. The transcript is spliced from 6 exons.
AGCAACCCCGCGUUCUAGCUGGAGCAGCUGUUGCUGUAGCCUGCUCACCCGCUGUGAGUCCACAGGUUCGCCUCCUAGCCUCCUCCCAAGCCCGCGGGUUCCAGCUUGACCAGGACCUGUGUGGGAGCCUGGAGAGGAGGAAGCAGAUAGCCUUCUGUGUCCUGGGCAUCUCUGGAAAGGAGUAGGACUCUACUCUUCCCCGCUCCAUCUCCCUCCUGGUUCUGGGAGGUCUCUGUGUGAAACCCACUGCUGGGUUGAGAAAGAUCCCUGCGUGGGCUGGGCUGAAGCAAAAUCCAGAGCCUGAUGUAUCCAAAUCUCCCAUGGCAUCUGGGCCCUAGCAGUCCUGCUCACACUGGAAUACAAGCCUCGGGGACUUGUGGAGUCUCACACGUGACAGCUUGUGGCGCAAGAACUGGAGAGCAGUGGUAGUUUGCUUCAAUACUUGGUGGACGGACACAGAACCCGCUGAUUCCUGCGCAGUGAAACUAAAGAAGGAAAGAGACAAAGAAGAAAGAAUUGCAGAAUAUUCCUGAAUCACCGCCGUCCCUGUUUCACAGCGAAGAUUAUCAGCUGAAGGAGGACCAUGACUGGCAGGUGGAGUCCAGGCUGAGGAGCCUCUCUAGCCUUCAGCAGCCAUGCAGUGGGGCAACGACACGGGCCUGGCCCGGGACUCUGCACCCACCACUUGCGUCUUCCGAGAGAACUUUAAGCGCCUGCUGCUGCCCCCAGUGUACUCAGUGGUGCUGGCAACCGGCCUGCCACUCAACGCCUGCGUCAUCGCCCAGAUCUGCACAUCCCGCCGGGCGCUGACCCGCUCGGCCGUGUACACGCUGAACCUGGCCCUGGCCGACUUGCUGUACACCUGCUCCCUGCCCCUGCUCAUCUACAACUAUGCCCGUGGCGACCACUGGCCCUUUGGGGACCUGGCCUGCCGCCUCGUGCGUUUCCUCUUCUAUGCCAACCUGCACGGCAGCAUCCUCUUCCUCACCUGCAUCAGUUUCCAGCGCUACCUGGGCAUCUGCCACCCGCUGGCCCUCUGGCACAAGCGUGGGGGCCGCCGGGUCGCCUGGCUGGUGUGUGGGGCUGUGUGGCUGGUGGUGGCCACCCAGUGCCUGCCCACUGCCUUCUUUGCUGCCACGGGCACCCAGAGGAACCGCACCGUGUGCUACGACCUGAGCCCGCCCGCCCUGGCCGGCCGCUACCUGCCUUACGGCAUGGCCCUUACCGUGGUGGGCUUCCUGCUGCCCUUUGCCGCCUUGCUGGCCUGCUACUGCUGCCUGGCCCGUCGCCUGUGCCGCCAGGACGGCCUGAUGGGGACUGCGGCCCGGGAGCGGCGGGGCAAGGCGGCGCGCAUGGUGGUGGUGGUGAUGGCUGUCUUUGUCAUCAGCUUCCUGCCUUUCCACAUCACAAAGACUGCCUACCUGGCAGUGCGGUCCACACCAGGGGUGCCCUGCCCCAUGCUGGAAGCCUUUGCGGCCGCCUACAAGGUCACUCGGCCCUUCGCCAGUGCCAACAGCGUGCUCGACCCCAUCCUCUUCUACUUCACUCAGAAGAAGUUCCGCCGGCGGCCCCAGGAGCUGCUGCAGAAACUCACGGCCAAGUGGAAGCGGCAGGGCCGCUGAGUCCACCCAGUGCAGCCCUAGCAACCCCAAACAGGCAGAGAACUCAUCACCUUGACAUUGCCUGGAGUCCCGUCCCUGGCAGCGUCCCCCCCCCAAGUCACCAGCCCAUUCUCUGGACCUGACCUGUGGACACAGAGAUAGACACUGGGUCAUUGAGAGCUGGGGGCACUGUGGUAGGCUGCACAGUGAUGGAGGAGCAUCACUAGGAAGUGAGGGACCGUGGGAGGAGGAAGUGCGGGCUCCUUGGCCUUUUCCCCUCCUCACCUGCCUUUUCUCUCUUCACCUUCACCUGGCCACACUUGGUGCCGAGCUGGGCAGUGGGAGCUUGCCUCCAGGGUAGACAGGAUGCAGACAGGGUUUGGAGGUGGAGUGUUGAGAGGCCCUGGGGCACCAUGCAUGUUCCAGGGGUCUGAAGCCAUGCUACUGUGAGCCCUGAAGAUUUCUCAGGGAUGGAGCAGUGCCCUGGGGCUGGCAGGAUGUGGUUAGUGAAGAGGUGGGGGACCUGGUGUUCUUGGAGUGGCAAAGGCAUGAGGGCUGCUGGAAGGAGGCCACUGGCCUGAGAGGAGGCUGGCAGGUGGCAGGGCUGUACAGUCAAGGGUUUGGGUGGCAGGCUAGGGAAGCACCAGAGAGUCCUGGCAAUGACAAUGGGAACCAUUACUAGGCUCUGCAGACUCCAGGUGCCAUGCACUAUGGGAACCUUUUCUCAUUUAAUCCUUAGAGGACACUUCCCUCAACACAUGGGAAAACUGAGGCUCAGAUAUGGGAACUGACUUGCCAAGGUCACAAAGCAUUUCUUUAACUCAAAAUUAGAACACGAACACACACACACUUCACCACUUUCUUCACUUACCAUCAAGUACCUGCUAGCUCCUAUAACUGGGAGUCCUACGAAGUUGUGACAGAGAUAAUCAAGUGGCAACCAUGACAUGACUCUUCGUUAGCUGGAAGUCAUGGCCUCCUUGGAUGAUGAGUUCAUUCCUCUGUCACUCUUGCAGAAAGGUAAAUCAGGUACGUCCCAGCCCAUGGAAUACAUAUUAAUCUCCCUAAGGCGGUUUCACAAAGGGGGUUUCUUUGCAAGCAUUGUGGUAUUUGUCCUCUGUAUCCCAUCCCUUCUUGUCAUUUAUAAUGGGGACUUCACAGCUAGGUCAAGACAGCAAGAACAGAAAACUAGGAGCAGCUUGGGCUCCUGGCCAUUCCUGUUUGGGGUCACUUACUUCUCGGCUUUUACAUGAGAAAUAAAUGUUUAUCUUUUCUAA